ACACCCUUCCUUCAAGAAAAACCUCUGCAGAAAGCUGAGAAGAAGAGCCUUGAGAAAGAGAACUAAAUCCUUUCCUUAACCUUCACGCCUUCAUCACACCAUUCCUCUCUCUGUCUCUGCUGAUAUUAUUAACUCUCUCCCUCUUCCCUAUAUUUUUCUCUGUCAACCUCUCACUUCUCAUAAAAAACCUCUGCUUUCUAUUCUGUGUACUUGAAACCCCCAGUCUCACUCACACUCUACCUCUGAUUGAUUCUCUCUUCAUUCACUCUUUUCUUAUCAAGCCUCACUAAAGAACCUUUUUCUCUCUUUAAAUUCCCGUUUUGUGAGAGGGUAGAAAACAGAGCAAAAACAGAGUCAUUCUUUCCUUCCUUCUCGUUUUUUCUUGGGAUUUCCAACAUGGCUUCUGGUAAAGAACAAGAGCAACAAGGGUUUACACAAGCAAAGUGUGUUAAGGUUCAUGGACCUAUCAUUGUAGGUGCGGGACCAUCUGGCUUAGCCGCUGCUGCCUGCCUUUCUCAACAAGGAGUCCCUUCUCUAAUUCUUGAAAAGAGUGACUGCAUAGCUUCUCUUUGGCAACAAAGAACCUAUGACCGCUUAAAACUUCACCUUCCUAAACAGUUCUGUGAACUCCCGCUUCUUGGUUUCCCUGCUAAUUUCCCCAAGUACCCUACCAAGAGCCAAUUCAUUUCUUACAUGGAGUCUUAUGCUUCUCAUUUCAAUAUCCAUCCUAAAUUCAACCAGGCUGUAAAAAAGGCAGAAUAUGACCGCGUUAAAGGGAUUUGGAGGGUGCAAACUGAACACCUUGAGUACCAUUCUAGAUGGCUUAUUGCUGCUACUGGUGAGAAUGCUGAGCCUGUAAUACCUGAAAUAGCUGGUUGUGGCAAGUUUAAAGGUGCUAUUCUACAUACAAGUGAGUACAAUUCUGGUUCUAAGUUCAAGAACCAAAGGGUCUUGGUCAUUGGGUGUGGCAAUUCAGGGAUGGAAGUUAGCUUAGACCUCUGUAGACACAAUGCGAUCCCUCAUAUGGUUGUAAGAAAUACAGUGCAUGUUCUUCCUCGAGAGAUGUUUGGCAUGUCAACAUUCGGAGUAGCCAUGGCACUUCUAAAGUGGUUACCCUUGAGAUUAGUGGACAAGUUGCUACUUCUAGGAGCCAAUCUCACCUUGGGCAACACAGACCAAUUAGGCCUGAAGCGACCAAAAACAGGCCCCAUUGAGCUAAAGAAUGUCACUGGAAAGACACCAGUGUUGGAUGUUGGUGCAUUAUCACAGAUUAAGUCUGGCAAAAUCAAGGUGAUGGAAGGUGUGAAGGAGAUAACAAAAAAUGGAGUCAAAUUUAUGGAUGGACAAGAAAGGGAGUUUGAGUCUAUAAUCUUAGCAACUGGGUACAAAAGCAAUGUCCCUACUUGGCUCAAGGGAUGUGAUUUCUUCACAAAAGAUGGCAUGCCCAAAACCCCCUUUCCUAAGGGCUGGAAAGGAGGAAAUGGACUGUACACGGUUGGCUUCACAAGAAGAGGCCUGUUAGGAACUGCCUCGGAUGCAGUAAAAAUUGCUCAUGACAUAGCUGGUGAAUGGAAGGCAGCCAAGGAUAGUAUUAGAUCUUGUAAUUCCCAUGUUAUCAUACACUUAGAUCAUGAUGGGGCCAAAUAAGAUGGGAAAAGAGAGAAAAUUCGGGGUAAACUUUCAUAGAUUAAGUUUUUAGGUGGAAGAUUAAUUAAUUGUUCACCAGGGAGGACUAGUUUUCAUUUUUCAUUUUCUUUUUCUUUUUUUCUCUUUUCUUUCUUGUAAAUGCACCAAUUUUGUAUGGGAGGUUCAUCUCCACUCCUCUUGUAUCUUCCUAGACUUUGUACAAAAUAACGUCCAGAGUAGAAUUUAACUUGAA
Molecule: messenger RNA, 1879 nt
Organism: Populus trichocarpa (black cottonwood)
Lineage: Eukaryota; Viridiplantae; Streptophyta; Magnoliopsida; Malpighiales; Salicaceae
Product: probable indole-3-pyruvate monooxygenase YUCCA4
Exons: 4
Coding region: 397-1647 (416 amino acids)
Biological process (GO): auxin biosynthetic process
Cellular component (GO): endoplasmic reticulum membrane
Molecular function (GO): flavin adenine dinucleotide binding; monooxygenase activity
Source: RefSeq, a predicted model, not a curated record